UGCACUCCUUAACAAUUCACAAGUCCCCUGCUACAUCUUUCUUCAAUAUUAAGAAGAGUCCCCCGGAUGCAACAUCCUCACAACCUCUUGUAGUCUUAUCUCAAGUCCAUAGAAUUAGAAUUCCUUGUUUCUUCUCUCCUCCACCUUCUUGUUCUCCUGUGCCGCAGCCAUGGCUAGGAAGUGCUCUAGCUGUGGGAACAAUGGCCACAACUCUAGGACUUGCAGCGGGCACCGAAGCCUGGAGAACAGCGGCGGCUGCGGAGGCGGUGUGAGGCUGUUCGGGGUGCAGCUGCACGUAGGUUCUCCUCCUAUGAAGAAGUGCUUCAGCAUGGAGUGCUUGUCGUCCUCGGCACCGGCGUAUUACGCGGCUGCUCUUGCUGGUGCCUCCAGCUCCUCACCGUCCGUGUCGUCGUCGUCGUCGCUUGUUUCAGUGGAUGAGACCGCCGAGAAGAUGACCAACGGCUACCUCUCGGAUGGGCUCAUGGGCAGGGCUCAAGAGAGGAGGAAGGGGGUUCCAUGGACCGAGGAUGAACACCGGAGGUUCCUAGCAGGCCUCGAGAAGCUCGGGAAAGGCGACUGGCGAGGCAUCUCCCGGCACUUCGUCACGACGCGAACUCCGACGCAGGUCGCCAGCCAUGCUCAGAAGUACUUCCUCAGGCAGAGUAGCCUCACACAGAAGAAGAGAAGGUCCAGCCUCUUCGACGUGGUUGAAAACGGGGAGAAGGCAACGAGUGUGGCCGGACGCUUGAAACUGAGAGACGAGACUAGCUCAAUGUCUGAAGUGGAAUUCCCUGCUCUAUCUCUCGGCAUCAGCAGGCCAAAGCCUGAACAUGUCUUGCCUCCAAGUCUAUCCCUGACGCCACGGUGCUCAGCUGCAAUGAGCAGCAGCACGUCGCCAAACUUUGCACCGAAACACCCUUCCCUGACGAUGUCAAAACCUCAGGUGAGCCUCCAGGCGCCGCCGGACUUGGAGCUGAAGAUCGCAACCGCCCGGCAGACCGAUCAGACCGGCUCGUCGCCUUUUUCGGGGACCAUCAGGGUCACAUGAUCAGAAGGAUGAUUGGAAGAUUUGUUCAUAGAAGAGCUUUUGCUCAUCUGAAGAAAAAAAAGGAGAUUUUGCUAGUGGUGUAUGUGUGUGUUUUUGGCAAAACGAUGAUGUCCGUCAUGUAUCAUCAGAAAAUGAAACUUUACUGGCCUAAUUUGGUCGUGCAAAUAAAGAACGGUUGCCAUUCCCUCUUUGGCAUCGACCA
Phragmites australis (common reed) is the source of this 1250-nucleotide messenger RNA. Its product is annotated as transcription factor MYBS3-like. Gene Ontology annotation, biological process: response to auxin; response to gibberellin; response to ethylene. Gene Ontology annotation, molecular function: DNA binding; zinc ion binding. The record is from RefSeq and is a predicted model, not a curated record. Lineage: Eukaryota; Viridiplantae; Streptophyta; Magnoliopsida; Poales; Poaceae. Bases 170 to 1048 code for a protein of 292 amino acids. The transcript has 3 exons.